CAGAGCAAAGUAAAUCAACCAUCAUGCAGUCUGUUGUUGCCCUCCUUGUUCUCGGCCUUGCCGCUUUCGCCACCGCCGGCGUUGUUGGCCCAGUCGGCUACGCUGCCCACUACGGAGGCACCCACAACGUCCCAGCCGUCGGCUACGGUAACGCCGCCGUGUCUUCCUCCGUGACCCCAUCUGCCCUCGGUGGAUACGGUCUUGGCUACGGUUACGGUGCCGGUCUCGGAUACGCUGGUCUCGGCUACGGCUACGGUGCUGGUCUUGGCUACGCUGGUGUUGGCUAUGCCGGUCUUGGCUAUGCCGGUCUCGGCUAUGGUGUUGCCCAUGGUUACGGUCUUGGUCUCGGCUACGGCCACGGUCUUGGCUACGGCUACGGUCUUGGCUACGGUUAUGGCGCCCACGCCAAGGUUGUUUAUUAAAUUAUUUCAACACAUCACCGGUUCAGAACAGUCAACGGGCUGCAGGAUGAAAGGCGAUGAAGUUAAUGCUUCAUCAACGUGAUUGGCAUGAAAUAAAUUAUUGUGUGAGUGUCAUC
Messenger RNA from Ornithodoros turicata, 538 nucleotides. Its product is annotated as keratin-associated protein 21-1-like. Lineage: Eukaryota; Metazoa; Arthropoda; Arachnida; Ixodida; Argasidae. The transcript has 3 exons. The record is from RefSeq and is a predicted model, not a curated record. The coding region runs from base 24 to 422 and encodes 132 amino acids.